AUGAUUUCAAAAUUCAGAAAAAUCUCCUCAUCUUCCAAACUUAUUUCGUCACCAUUAUGGUUAACGAUACUAUUACUAUUAUUGCUACACCCACUAUCCGUAACAUCAGAAUUCAUACACAUAAAAAGAUCACAACCACCAACCAGACCACCACCAUUCAUCCCCGACUCACGAUAUGCGCACACCGCAACACUAGUGGGGACCAAGUUGUAUUUUCUCGGUGGCAUAACAUCACCCGAUGGAAACUUUACAAAUUCUUCGUUGCCGCAAGCGGAGUUCUUUACGUUGGAUCUAUCAAAAUCGUUUGAUACCACCCAAAAUGAACAAAUGCCCUGGGAAAAUUUGACGAAUCCUUCGGUGCCGGCUAUUGCGUGGGGAGCGGCUGCUGUUGGAGGGGCUGAUAAUGCGACAAUUUAUCUGUUUGGCGGGGUGAACCCUAGUGAUAAUACUACAGCUCAGGAUAGUGUAAUAUAUACAAUCGACACAAUUGCUUCCCCUAAUAUUAAUGCGCAUAAAAAAAGAGAAUUAAGAUUGAAACGAAGAGAAAUCAACAGCACAACACCAACACCAACCUCAACUAAACUGUUCAAAAAAAGAGAUGAUGCCAAUUCAUUAACAACUGUAACGGCACCAUGGCCAUAUAGUCUGACAAUAACCUCGUAUGAAUGCGUAUACCCAAAUGUAACUCCACUUCCCCCUUGUGGUCCUGGCAAUGGCAAAGCCAUAGUUAAUAGAUCUGUUUCAACAUCUAUCACAUCUAUCACAUCUACCACGAAUUACGAAACAACAACAAGCUCGUCUUCUAGUAUCAAUCCAUCACCAACUUCAAGCAAUAUACCGCCGAAACGGAAUCAUCUUGCAUGUGCGAUUGAUAAUCAGCUUCGAAUUUAUUACCUUGAUGGAAUUGACCCACAACAAGCUAGAUCAGCGAAUGCUCCAACGCCAACGUCUACAAGUGGUGUUGCUAGCACUGGCUUCGACUUUGACAAUUCAGUUAGCAAUGAUGCUAGUAAUGGAACCAUCGGCAAGAGAAUCGUCUCAGAAUUCGAUUUAUACGAUACACGAAACAAUACCUGGAGCACAGGGAUGCAGAAAAAUGGCGCCUAUUUUCCAGCGAUGGCUGAUUACACGGCCACUUAUGUCGAAAACUCUAAUUCGAUUAUUUAUAUUGGCGGAAUAAAUGCGACUGGUGGAUUUAAUGAUAUGUCGAAUAUUCUGGUGUAUGGGAUUGAUAAGAAUCAAUUUUGGUUUGUGCCAGCUUCUAGUCAAGCAGUAUCUGUACCCGUAUCCUCUCGAAUUGGACAUUCCUCUGUUUUAGUGCAAAAUAAUCGAAUAAUAGUAUACGGCGGGCUAAAUGAACAAAAACAACCCGCCACUCCCGAACUCCUAAUUCUCGACAUCACCAAUCAAACAUCCUUCAGUUGGCGACAGCAAGCCACCACAAAUCCGCGCCAGGCUUCACCAUUUCAACACACCGCAACACUGGUUAACCGAUACAUGAUUGUCGCAUUCGGAAGACUAACCACGUCGCCGGAUCGAGCAAAUGACAAAAUUACACUGUUGGAUGUUGAUUCGUUCUCCUGGGUCACUAGUUACACACUGAAUUCGCCAGGUUCUUUUACGAAUCAGGUGUUAAUUAUUGGAUUGUUGGUGGCUACGGGAGUGCUGCUCCUUAUCGCUGUGGGGUUGUUUCUGCUUUAUAGGCGACGUGGUUAUCUUUUCAGAAAAGGAUCGUCAUGGCCGGUGGUAAAUGGCGACACCAAUGUUGAGAAUGAUGGGAGUGGUGACUAUAAUGGUUAUGUGGAUUCACGAAGAGAAAAAUCAGAUGAUGAAAGAGCCAGAACAAACGCAUCACAACCACCUGCUUUAUUGACUCCUAUCUUACACUCCUCUUCGAUGUUUGGCAAAAUCGCAAGAACUCCUGUCAUUUCCAAAAUUGUUCCGUUGGAUGUUAAAGUUGCACCAAAUGCUGUUUUAUUGGCACCACCUCAGGCUGUUAGCUCUAGACUUUUGCGGGAACGUAGUCGUGAAGAAGUAUCGAGACAAAUGAUCGAAUAA
This is a messenger RNA of Ambispora leptoticha, 2058 nucleotides long. NCBI's taxonomy places the organism in Eukaryota, Fungi, Glomeromycota, Glomeromycetes, Archaeosporales, Ambisporaceae. The record is from the annotation of a GenBank genome assembly.